AUGUCGGCUGCCAAGGAGAACCCUUGCCGGAAAUUCCAGGCCAACAUCUUCAACAAGAGCAAGUGUCAGAACUGCUUCAAGCCGCGCGAGUCGCAUCUGCUUAACGACGAAGACCUGAGCCAGGCAAAACCCAUCUAUGGUGGCUGGCUGCUCCUGGCUCCCGAUGGAACUGACUUUGACAACCCAGUACAUCGGUCUCGGAAAUGGCAGCGGAGGUUCUUCAUCCUCUACGAGCAUGGCCUUCUGCGCUAUGCACUGGACGAGAUGCCUACCACCCUUCCCCAGGGUACUAUCAACAUGAACCAGUGCACAGACGUGGUAGACGGAGAGAGCCGGACAGGCCAGAAGUUCUCUUUGUGCAUCCUGACACCUGAAAAGGAGCAUUUCAUCCGGGCUGAGAAUAAGGAGAUCAUCAGCGGAUGGUUGGAGAUGCUCAUUGUCUACCCCCGGACCAACAAGCAGAACCAGAAGAAGAAACGAAAAGUGGAACCUCCUACACCCCAGGAGCCAGGGCCUGCCAAGAUGGCUGUCACCAGCAGCAGCAGCAGCAUCCCCAGUGCUGAGAAAGUUCCCACCACCAAGUCUACUCUCUGGCAGGAAGAAAUGAAGGCCAAGGACCAACCAGAUGGAAGCAGCUUGAGUCCAGCCCCAAGUCCAGGCCAGAGCCAGCCUCCAGUUGCCAGCUCCCUACAGGACCCUGGGCUGGAGGGCAGAGAAGAAGAGAUCACCAUGAGCAGUGAGCAGAUGGAUUGUGGCCGCAAAGUCCGAGUGGAGAGCGGCUACUUCUCCUUGGAGAAGACAAAACAGGACUUGAAGGCUGAAGAGCAGCAGCUGCCCCCACCACUCUCUCCCCCCAGCCCCAGCACCCCCAGCAACAGGAGGUCCCAGGUAAUUGAAAAGUUCGAGGCUUUGGACAUUGAGAAGGCAGAGCACAUGGAGACCAAUGCACUAGCUGGGCCAAUGCCAGCCAGCGAUACUCGCCAGGGCCGCAGUGAGAAGCGGGUGUUCCCCAGGAAGCGGGACCUCACCGCCGAAGUCCAUACAGCCCCGCUCCUAGAUGCACCAGCUCCCCCUCUGUCUCCACAGCGAAGAGCCAAGUCACUGGACAGGAGGUCCACGGAGCCCUCCAUGACGCCCGACCUGCUGAAUUUCAAGAAAGGCUGGCUGACCAAACAGUAUGAGGACGGCCAGUGGAAGAAACACUGGUUUGUCCUGGCCGAUCAAAGCCUGAGGUACUACAGGGAUUCAGUGGCUGAGGAGGCUGCUGACCUGGAUGGGGAAAUUGACUUGGCUACAUGUUACAAUGUCACUGAAUAUCCAGUCCAGAGAAACUAUGGCUUUCAGAUACAUACAAAGGAAGGUGAAUUUGCUCUCUCCGCCAUGACAUCGGGGAUCCGGCGAAACUGGAUCCAGACCAUCAUGAAGCAUGUCCACCCAACCACUGCUCCGGAUGUGACAAGCUCGUUGCCAGAGGAGAAGAGCAAAAGCAGCUCCCCUGAGACUCGCCAUAGGCCAAAUGAAAAGCAGGAAGGCGACCUAGGAGAGCCAGACCCUGAGCAGAGACGAAGCCGUGCUCGGGAGCGGAGACGUGAGGGGCGCUCCAAGACCUUUGAUUGGGCCGAGUUCCGCCCCAUCCAGCAAUCCUUGGCCCAGGAACGAGCCAGUGCUACAGGGUCCUGUGAUGCCCAGGAGUCUGGGUGCCUCGAGGCUGACCCAGGGGAGCAGGAGCUAGAGCGGGAUCGCACCCGGCGCCGGGAGGAGCGCCGCCGACGUUUCGGGGUACUCGACACUGUGGAUGGGCCAGGGGUAGAUGACGCUGUCUUGCGAAUGGAGGUUGACCGGAGCUCAGGACUACCUGUGACUUCAGACCUCAAGACACAGAGUGUCCAUGUGGAGAUUGAGCAGCGUUGGCAUCAGGUGGAAACCACCCCGCUUCGAGAAGAAAAACAAGUGCCCAUUGCCCCACUGCACCUGGCCUCCUCCGAGGAUGGAAGCGACCGGCUCCCCACACAUGAGCUGACUUCUCUGCUGGAAAAGGAGUUGGAACAGAGCCAGAAAGAAGCCUCCGAACUCCUAGAGCAGAAUCGGCUUCUCCAGGACCAGCUGCGAAUGGCACUGGGCCGGGAGCAGAGUGCACGGGAGGGCUACGUGCUGCAGGCCACAUGUGAGCGGGGGUUUGCCGCCAUGGAGGAGACACACCAGAAAAAGAUUGAGGACCUGCAGCGGCAGCACCAGCGAGAGCUGGAGAAGCUGCGUGAGGAGAAGGACCGCCUGCUGGCAGAGGAGACUGCUGCCACCAUCUCAGCUAUCGAGGCCAUGAAGAAUGCCCACCGGGAGGAGAUGGAGCGGGAGCUGGAGAAGAGCCAGCGCUCCCAGAUCAGCAGCAUCAACUCGGACAUUGAAGCCCUGAGACGGCAGUACCUGGAGGAGCUGCAGUCGGUGCAGAGGGAGCUGGAGGUGCUCUCAGAGCAGUACUCUCAGAAGUGCCUAGAGAACGCUCACCUGGUCCAGGCACUGGAGGCUGAGAGGCAGGCCCUACGGCAGUGCCAACGUGAGAACCAGGAGCUCAACGCCCACAACCAGGAGUUAAAUAACCGCCUGGCUGCCGAGAUCACACGACUGCGGACAUUGUUGACCGGAGACAGUGGAGGGGAGGCUGGGAGUUUGCCCCUCACACAGGGCAAGGAUGUCUAUGAAUUAGAGGUCUUACUGCGGGUCAAGGAGUCAGAGAUUCAGUACCUGAAACAGGAAAUCAGUUCCCUCAAGGAUGAACUGCAGACAGCACUUCGGGACAAGAAGUAUGCUAGUGAUAAGUACAAAGACAUCUACACAGAGCUCAGCAUCGUGAAGGCAAAGGCAGACUGUGACAUCAGUAGGUUGAAGGAACAGCUAAAAGCAACUACAGAAGCUCUGGGUGAGAAGUCUCCUGAAAACACCAUGGUGUCGGGAUAUGAUAUCAUGAAAUCUAAAAGCAACCCAGACUUCUUAAAGAAAGACAGAUCCUGUGUCAGCCGUCAACUCAGAAAUAUCAGGUCUAAGUCCGUAAUUGAGCAGGUCUCAUGGGAUAACUGA
Chrysochloris asiatica (Cape golden mole) is the source of this 3072-nucleotide messenger RNA. RefSeq names its product myosin phosphatase Rho interacting protein (gene MPRIP). Gene Ontology annotation, molecular function: actin filament binding. Lineage: Eukaryota; Metazoa; Chordata; Mammalia; Afrosoricida; Chrysochloridae. Gene Ontology annotation, cellular component: actin cytoskeleton. Bases 1 to 3072 code for a protein of 1023 amino acids. The record is from RefSeq and is a predicted model, not a curated record. Gene Ontology annotation, biological process: actin filament organization. The transcript is spliced from 23 exons.